GGCAUAAUUCUGUGUGAUUGUUUCGUUCGUAAAAUAGGUUAUCCAUAUAGUUGUAAUUCUUGUAAGGAACAACGAAAAUAAUACGUUUCGACAGAUUUUUCGAAGAAUAUUAUGAUUACUUCAAAAUAAUUCGCAUCCGUGUGACGCAGCUUAAUGUUCUAUUAAUCGAGGAAAACGUGGAUAAUGGCUGAGAAUGUUGUUCAGUGCGACGAUGAGUUCAUACAUUCCAUUAGAACAUUACUCUGGGGCAAUACCGUAAAAGAAGAGGUUUUCAAACGAUGGGCUCAAGGAUUUUAUUUCAGUCCUGACGAACCAACGGCGUUAGUGCAAACAGAAGGUGGCCCCUGCGCUGUGAUAGCUCCAGUUCAGGCGUUCAUUUUAAAGGAAUUGCUAUCUGAAGCUGACAUCUUAACAUGGAAAAACAUAAAUUCAGACGUGUGUUAUCAAUUGCUCGUGCGGGCACUGAUAGAAAUUUUGAAGCAAGCUAUGGGAGAGAAAGUCCCGAAGUUUUACAUCGUGUUUAUGGACUGCGUAUCGUCAAACGAAGAAAGUGUAAGAAACACGAAAUGGGAAAGGAAGGAGACAGAAAUUCAAAACCGUGAAGAAGAAAUAAGCAUAGAGAAUAAUGAAAAGCGAAAGCAAACUAACGAUAUAUUGCUAAUGGAUGUAAACGAGGAAUGCAAAAUACCUGAUUCGGAUGUUUUCCACUCUCAGUUAAGAUUAUUUACAACGAAUACCACUGAGCACCUGGAAGAAUUUUUGCUCGAAAGGACGGAGAUGUUAAAGGAUCACUAUGGUAUUUUACUGUUUCUCUACAGUGUAAUUGUUACGAGAGGCUUCGCUAAAAUUCGUUGUGAAAUGUCGGAUCCUUUAGAAUCAAUGAUUGACCCGACGUAUGGCUACGGAAAUCAGAGUCUCAUAAACUUAAUGCUCACGGGAAGAGCAGUUAGCCAUGUCUGGGACCACGAUCAAGAUGUUGGAGGCCUCAAAUUGCGUGGAAUAGAUAAACAGAAUGCAAUAGGAUUUCUUGCGCUCCUCGAACAUUUAUGUUAUUGCGAGGUAGGAUCGUUUUUAAAAUCUCCGUCUCAUCCUGUUUGGGUGCUGGGAUCGGAAACACACUUGACUGUCUUGUUUUCGACUGAGAAAAGGCUGGUACAUCCUGAAACACCUGCAGAUCAAGCGAAGCGAGUGUUCAGAAAAUUCGACCCAGAAGGAAAUAACUUUGUUCCAGUUAAUUUACUGCAAGAUGUCCUCGCAGAACUUGGACUGGUUACUGAUACAGAAUAUGUGAAUGUGAUGAAGAAGAAAUUGGACAAUGAAAAUUUGGGAAUUAUAUUGCGUGCCAACUUCAUGGAGGAGUUCUUCCCUGAGGAGCCGCGAACUUGUCCGGACACGUUUCCCUUAUUUCAUUAUAACGGUUUGCAACAUAGCAAUACGGAUAAUAAAGUAGUCUAUCAUAAAGGCCAGGCAGUGUUGCUGGAGUGUACUGUCAGAGGUAUUAUGGAAAGUAAUCCUAUGUUAACAGUACUUCAAACAAAGUGGCCCAGAAUCGAAAUUCAGUGGGACGUUGGACAGAAUCCAAGUCUUAAUUAAUUAACUUGUAAAUACCUAGCUCAUGUUUUCUAAUCUUAGCGAUACCGUUCGAUUAUUUUUCUGGGAAGUACGAAACGAAUUUAUAAAACUGUUCAUGGAGUGUUCAAAUUCGAUAAGUUUUGUGCUUCAAGACAUGAGAAAUAAAAAGAAAAUGUCGGGAAUUGGAAUAUAAAUUUAAAUUAAAAAAUUAAUAAUUCAUUACUAAUAUAUACUUUUAGUGAAUUAGGAAAGUGAUGAAAAUAAUAACAAUACGAUAUACGUGCGUGUACAUAUAUUUUAGUAUUAUUUAUAUAUACAUAUAUAAUAUAAAUAAUACCGGAAACUCUUUCCUUCCUUUCAAGAUGUAUGUAGACACUCUGCUUCAGAAAAGAUGUCGCAGCUUUGCAUGGAGAACAUAUGCGACUCGAUGAACUAUUUUUGAGAAGCAAUGAAUUGCUUACGAACAUAAUUACACAGACUUCUAUAAAGGGAAACACUUUAUAGGAGUCUGUGUAAUUACGUUUCGCUUUAUUUAAACGUCUUUAUUUUUAAUCUUGAUACAUCUAUAAAAUUUAGUGUACGAUAGUAAUUACGUGGCAACGUUAAACGUUGCAUAUAACAAAAUUCGAAAUGUAAAAUUUUGAACAUCUUCGGUACUCUCUGAAGCCUUAAUACGAUAUUUGCAUUGUUGCAAGUAUUUAAAUACAUAUUUGAUUAUAUAGCAAAAAUAGUGAUAUAAAAAGUUUAUAAUGAGCAUUCAAAUGUAUAGAACAUUAUUCUCUAAUUCCGAUAUCGAAAAAUCGAACGUCUUAAUUCUUUGAUGUUAAAAUUGAAAGAGAAAUAAAGAAUUUGUGGAGAGGUGAAAGAAACAAGGACAUUUUAUUCAAUAAAUGUGAAUAUUUAAAAUAACUAAAAUGAAAAUAAUAUUAUAUCUUAGGGUGUCUUAGGUAAGGCAUGUACAAAUUUAUGUAAAUCGUAUCUAAAACUGAAUAUGUAGCUACAUCAAAGCCCUGAUCUAGUCAGCACAUCAGCGUUUCAAUAAUCUUUUCUGAUUUUCUCUCUUUUAUUACUGAUUAAAGAAACUAAAAGUU
Ceratina calcarata is the source of this 2663-nucleotide messenger RNA. RefSeq names its product ubiquitin carboxyl-terminal hydrolase MINDY-3 homolog. The record is from RefSeq and is a predicted model, not a curated record. Lineage: Eukaryota; Metazoa; Arthropoda; Insecta; Hymenoptera; Apidae. The transcript is spliced from 5 exons. Gene Ontology annotation, molecular function: cysteine-type deubiquitinase activity; K48-linked deubiquitinase activity; calcium ion binding. Bases 184 to 1593 code for a protein of 469 amino acids. Gene Ontology annotation, biological process: protein K48-linked deubiquitination.